This is a messenger RNA of Cladophialophora immunda, 1155 nucleotides long. RefSeq lists its product as uncharacterized. The coding region runs from base 1 to 1155 and encodes 384 amino acids. The transcript has a single exon. The record is from RefSeq and is a predicted model, not a curated record. Lineage: Eukaryota; Fungi; Ascomycota; Eurotiomycetes; Chaetothyriales; Herpotrichiellaceae.
AUGAAGAAGAAAUCCGUCUACACCAGCAUCACUCCCAUUCCCUCGCACAUCCCCCGUCAGCUGGCCAUUGACAUGUUGCACAGUCAUGGCGAAAUCAUCGAGCUGAAUCCCCUCGUCAUCGGCUACAAACCCAUCAAAGCCCCUCAGACUGCGCCCGCCGACGAGUUCUUCUCCACAUGGUAUGAGAUCAAUGAGCGGAUUCAGUAUGUCCCGGGCAUAGGAAAGGCAGGAGCAGGCAAGAUAUCCUUCAAAGGCUGUUUUCAUGACAUGCCGUGGGGUCUGCAGACACAUGUCUAUGCGCCCAUGGGCGUGGACCUGCGCAACAAAUGGCAGAUUCGAGGCAACCAACCCGGCGAGCCUCCCGAGUCGAGGGAACUGGGAAGCAAUGCUCCUCCCGAGGGUCUCUAUCUCCGCGAAGACAUUGAAAUCAAGUGCAACCCCGCCAUGGUUUCGUUUGUAAAGAAAGAGAUGAAGGCGGCGUCAAAGACCAUGGUUGACCGCUUGGUGAAGAAAGCAGAACUGAUCGACGCUGGCGCACUGAGUGCAAUGAUGGAAGAUGGCAGACUCAAGACCUUGAAUCCUGCAGAUCGCUCACAGACCUUCCAACAACAUGGCCAUUAUUCGCCGUCCAUGCUCUCACCCAUUCCCCAGUCCGGGUUCCCCCAAUCCCCCGCUGUCCCAACAUUCCAACAGUCCGCAUAUGCAAGACAAUCCAUGUACGGCUCACCUGGCCCACAGUACUCGCCAGUACCGCCUGCUCAAGGCCUCGCGAUUGAAAUGGAAGGAAGUACACAUUUUAUUCAGGCACCACCGCCUCAACAGCAGCAACAACUGCAUCCGCACUCGAACAGAUUCUCGUCCGCAGUCUCUGAACUGUCGGCAAGCUCCCCGAACCAGAGCGACUUUCCGCAGAACAGCAGCCAGUCAGACCGGCAAAGCUAUGCAGAGUCUGUCAGCUCGAUGCCGAGCUCUGUACCCCACGGCGGAAUGGCCUCUCCUGGCAUGGAGAAGCGAGCUUUCCUGGCGGAGUUACCAGCUGGUGGCGCACAUGCACCGAACAGGUCGCCCAGGAGCUCGGACCCGAAUGCAAUGUCGGCGCAAGCUCAACAGCAACAAUACCGAUAUAACCCUCAGGAUUAUGCCCGGAUGUCAUGA